Molecule: messenger RNA, 1200 nt
Organism: Fusarium odoratissimum NRRL 54006
Lineage: Eukaryota; Fungi; Ascomycota; Sordariomycetes; Hypocreales; Nectriaceae
Exons: 4
Coding region: 1-1200 (399 amino acids)
Source: RefSeq, a predicted model, not a curated record
AUGUCAUCAGCCAUUGUCACUGGUGCCACCGGCAUCCUUGGCCAAGAGAUUGUCAAGGAACUAUGCAGCAGGCCGGAAGAAUGGAGCACAAUCUACACAGUGUCUCGCUCCAAGAAGGAUGAUUUCGGCCCUCGAGUCAAGCAUACGCACCUCGAUCUGACUGCCACAGCCGACAGCAUGUUCGGUGACUUGAAGAAUGUAGAAGCUGAGUACGUCUUCUUCGCCGCAUACUUGCAGAAGGAUACCGACGAAGAAAAUACGCGUGUUAAUGGAGACAUGCUAUCUGCGUUCUGCAAGGCCCUUGAAUUGACGGGUGCGGCUUCAAAGAUCAAGCGAUUUGUUCUUGUCACUGGAGCAAAGAACUACGGUGUCCAUCUCGGCCGAGUUAAGAUUCCAAUGCAAGAAACUGAUCCACGAAUGCCCGAGCCGCCAUAUCCCCCCAACUUCUACUACCGCCAGCAAGACAUCUUAUAUGAUUUCUGUAAGAGGAACUCUGUUGAGUGGAAUGUCGCGUUUGCCAGCGAAGUCAUUGGAUAUGCGCAAGGCAAUUUUAUGAACCUUGCCAGCGCGACUGCGAUCUACGCUGUGGUAUCGAAGGAACUUGGAGACGAGUUGGUGUUCCCUGGAUCUGAGGUGUUCUACAAUAACGUCACUUGCUUUACCGAUGCGGCCUUGCAUGCUCAGUUCCUUCGAUGGAUGGCACUUGAGCCCCGCGCCGCUAACGAGGGCUUCAAUGUCGCCAACGGCGACGCCGAGUCAUGGAUGAAUUUGUGGCCUCGCGUUGCCAAGUACUUUGGCCUGAAAGUCCCUGCCGACCAAUUUUCGCGCGACGCGCCCCUAGCUUCGGAGAAGGCUCUUGUAUCGCAGCCUCCAAUGUCAGUUGUGGCCAAGGACAUUGGACUUGAGGGUCGUACUCCUCAGAGCUAUAUUCGUCAACGGGUGGAUUUGGUUAAGUGGUCGCAGACCCAAGAGGUGAAGGAUGCGUGGAAGCGCGUGGCCGUUCGCGAAGGCCUUGAUUCUGAAGCGCUCAGCAAAGCCUCUUGGGCGUUUGCCGGUUUCGCAUGGGGUCGAGAUUAUAACAAUAUUCUCAGCAUGUCAAAGUCGCGAAAGCUAGGUUGGACAGGAUAUCUUGAUACCUGGGAAAACUUCGAAAGCAUCUUCAACACACUUGAGGAUAAGAAGGUUAUUCCCAAGUACUGA